UCUCUCUGUGUUACAUACAUGACGGCCGAAGAAGAUGAGACCGUUUUAAUAGAGCGGCUUGGUAAAUCACGACGCAUCGAAGCGGAAGGCGCGAUUGUCCAGUCUCUCUCUUUUUUCUCAGGGCGAUCUGGUCACCCGGUCACCCGGUCAGCGAGCCGUCACUGUCGCGACCGAACCAGAGCACGAAUCAUCACUUUAAUGACAGUAGAAGCACUUCUUGGGUGUUCAUCAGAGCAGCUGGUGCAGGAAAGCACGCAAGCGGUGCAUUCAGAUGAGGGUUUAAGCGGGUGACACCUUUCGAUUACAAGUGGUAUGUAUUGCGAAGCGCUGCUCACUCACUGUGAAUGACGAAGAUGCUGGAAAUCUCAUCGAUGUAGCCACGUGCGGAUGAGGGGGCUGAUCGCGACUGGGACACGUGAGCUGUGUUCAACUUGGCUGAACGUGAUUCGGAACCACCUGCCAGCGUUCUCGGGAUGCGCGCGAAGGACCCUGAUCAGUCCUGCGUUUCCCAGCCCCGGUCUCCGUCUAUUUUCAGCAGGAUGCUCGGGACAGGACCGGGCCGAAGAAGAGGGUGUCGAAGACACAGAAGUGCUUAAACCUGCGUCCGACGCCACAGCUCGCUUAACCGCCCACCCCGAUGUCAACGAGCGAUCGCGGUACCGCAAUAGUCACUGGCGCCGGUACGCAUCUCCUCCGUCCCGCUCUCCCCCAGCAGCCCGUCUCUGAUACAUGCAUCUGCGAUGGCCCCGCAGCCCAGGGUAUCGGACGCGAGAUCGCGCUGCGCCUGGCCCGCGACGGAUUCGCCGUGGCCGUGAACGACGUCCCUGCGAAGGCGGACAAGCUCGCGCGCGUCGUCGAGGAGAUCCGGGCGACCGGCCGCCCGGCGUCCGCGUACGCGGCGGAUGUGUCGGCGGACGCAGAGGUGAAGGCAAUGGUCGAGCAGGUCGUGCAGGAAUACGGGGGACUCGAUGUGAUGGUGGCGAACGCGGGCAUCUGUAAAGCGAUCCUGUUCUCUCAAGUAACUGUCGAGGAGUGGGACACGAUCAUGGCAGUCAAUGCGCGAGGCGCAUUUCUGUGCUACAAGUACGCAGGGCUACAGAUGGUCCAGCAGGGACGGGGCGGACGAAUCAUAGGCGCUUGUUCGGUCGCCGGCAAGAGAGCCGGUUCUAGCUUAAUGGGGCCUUACUCAGCGUCCAAGUUCGCCAUACGCGGGCUGACGCAGGCUGCUGCUCUAGAAUUUGGGGCUCACGGGAUCACCGUUAAUACCUACGCCCCAGGAGCUGUUGACACGGAGAUGAUGGCUGCCGUCAACGCGUCCAGUGCGCAGGUUAUGGGGACCAGCUAUUCGGAGAGAGUGAAGAAUAGUGGAGCAUUGGCUCAAUAUGGGUAUCUGACUUCCAUCCUCCCUGUUCCAAACAAAGCGCGCUCACGGGUUCUGCGCAGAGUUCCGAAAGACAUUGCAGAUCUUGUGUCGUUUCUUGCCUCGAAAGAGUCGGGCUUCAUCACAGGCCAGAGCAUUUCCAUCAACGGAGGCGUCUUCUUCGAUUGAACAACAGCAACUUCUACGGUUAUGAAAUCGCAAUCUAUAUACAUAAGUACUUACGGGUACAUUUAUACAACAUAUGUGUGACUUCGUCUGAUCAGAUUUCGACGACGGAGUGGUGUCACAUGCUCUCGACGAAAGCUCGCGCCUCCACAACCGCACCGCACAGGCCCCCCGCGAGGACGGGGAAGUCGGCAGCAGACGCGAUGAGCUUGAAGCCCUGGGCGAUGCGGCCCUUGAUCAUCUCCUCGCCCAGCGCCAGACCCAGCAUCGGGAUGUCGUGUUUCUUGGCCAUGGCGGACGCGUGCUCCAUGAUCUUGACCCAUUCGGGCUCUGUGGCCAUCGGGAGCGCAGGCGAGAGGCCGAGCUCCAUGCGCAUGUCAGCGACUGGGUUCGCAGAUGAUUAACACCAAGACAGUAUCGAUCUGGCUGCUGCGCCCCACGCACCUCCGACCAUGAAGCAGGGGACCUGCUCCAUGCUAGCGAUCGCGUCCAGGUUCUCGAAACCAAGACGCGUCUCGAUCUGCGGGAUGAUGGCCACAUGCUUAUUCGCGAGCGUGAAGAUCGAGUCGCCUGCCGGCGUGGUGUCUGUGACGCCGGGGAUCUGCACACCCGCGAUAUGAUCAUCAGCCAGGGUUGGAUAGGGAUAGCGGAUAGCGCGUGUGCGCGCUGCAGGGAAGUAGCACUUACGAAGGAGAAGGGGGGGAACGAUCUGUGUCCCACAGGCCUGCGGAGGGGUGCAUCGAUAUGGAGACUCUCUAUGCCCCGUGUACCACGGACGGGGUUCAAUGAUGCACUCACGGGAACCGACAUGCGUCCACCGCAGCCUGCAUCUCCUCCACCGUCUCGAGGUGGGGCAGGAUGACUCCGCCCGCGCCGGCGUCCAGGCACCAUGCCUGCACAGUCCGGAACCGAAGUUCAGUCAUGAUGGGAGCGAUGAUGAGCGCGUGGGCCGCACCAUGUAAUCAAAAGCCUUCUUGUUCGGUACACGGACGAUGGGCACCAUGCUGCCCCCGCUUUCCUGGUUGAUGAUCUGGAUGCACUCUAUGAGUAGGGUGGGCGACCACGCGACGUGCUCGGUGUCCUGCCAGCGCGUCAAUCAUCCGGUCCAAAACAGCACACAGAGCGUCGGCCUCACAAUCCAGCACCAGUCCGCGCCGCAUGCGGCGACGGUCUUGGCGAUGUGCACGCUCGGAUAGCUCAGGACGGAGCCCACGGCGAUCUUGCCGCUCUUGAGGAUCCCCGUGAGGUUCGCAGGCUGCUGCAGCGUCGGGGCCCUGAACUGAGCUCGCUCGGUCGUGGAGAGAAGUGCUGCUGCGCUCAUGGCUGGGAUCAGGUAUAGGCACGAAGCACCCACUCAAUACAUGCGCU
This is a messenger RNA of Mycena citricolor, 2914 nucleotides long. The record is from the annotation of a GenBank genome assembly. NCBI's taxonomy places the organism in Eukaryota, Fungi, Basidiomycota, Agaricomycetes, Agaricales, Mycenaceae.